Messenger RNA from Hirsutella rhossiliensis, 783 nucleotides. RefSeq lists its product as uncharacterized. Bases 1 to 783 code for a protein of 260 amino acids. The record is from RefSeq and is a predicted model, not a curated record. Gene Ontology annotation, cellular component: EMC complex; membrane. Gene Ontology annotation, biological process: protein folding in endoplasmic reticulum. Lineage: Eukaryota; Fungi; Ascomycota; Sordariomycetes; Hypocreales; Ophiocordycipitaceae. The transcript is spliced from 4 exons.
AUGGCCCAAGUCCCCGUCCAGACCCUUCACCGGGACCCCCAGUUAUUUUACUGGAUUCUCAUCCCCAUCACCGUCGUCAUGGUCCUCACCGGCGUCCUCCGUCACUAUGCCUCGGUCCUCAUGGCCACGGCGCCCAAGAAGCUCGACGCAAAGGCCCUCCGCGAGCAGCGCGCCCUGUCCCGCGGCGUCGCCCUGCGCUCAAACUAUCACGUCAUCUCGCAGCGCGCCUUCGAGUCGCGUCGCGAGACCCUCAUCGCCGGGUACGAGUCGGGCGCCUUCCUCAAGGAGCCCGAGCGCAAGGGCCAGCCGCCCGCCAACCCGCUCACCGACCCGAGCCAGAUGGACGGCAUGAUGGGCAUGAUGAAGAACAACAUGGCCAUGAUCAUCCCCAACACCCUCAUCAUGAGCUGGAUCAAUGCCUUUUUCAGCGGAUACGUCAUCAUGAAACUCCCCUUCCCCAUCACCAUCAAGUUCAAGAGCAUGCUGCAGGCGGGCGUGCAGACGAAGGACAUGGAUCCGCGGUGGAUGUCGAGCAUUAGCUGGUACUUUCUCUGCAUCUUUGGCCUCCAGUUCGUCUACGUCUUUCUGCUCGGAAGUGACAAUGCCGCCAGCCAAAUGGCCCAGCAGAUGGCCCAGCAGCAGAUGCCCAUGGGCCCUAUGGGUGGCCCAGGGCAGGACCCCGACAAGCAGUUCAAGACCGAGGCCGAGAAUCUCGAUGUUGUGGAGCACUACUCGGUUCUGGAUGGCGUCGAGGAGCGUCUCCUCGAGGGUAUCACGUCGUAG